AUGGCCGAUCUAAGCACGACGACCCCCCUCCCCAGCAGCACAAUCGUCUUCUUCCAUCCCGACCUCGGCAUCGGCGGCGCGGAACGCCUCGUUGUCGACGCAGCAGUCGGCCUCCAAUCCCGCGGCCACAAAGUCGUCAUCUUCACCAACCACUGCGAUCCUACCCACUGCUUCGACGAGUGCCGCAAUGGCACACUCGAUGUUCGCGUCCGCGGCAACUCGCUCGUCCCGCCCUCCAUCCUCUCCCGUCUGACUAUCCUAUGCGCCAUCCUCCGACACAUCCACCUCCUGCUAGCAAUACACUUCACAGGCGAACUGGCCGCUCUCCGUCCGCGCGCCUUUGUCGUCGACCAACUCUCCGCUGGCCUCCCUCUGAUGCAGUACCUCUCGCCGCAGGUCCCUAUCCUCUUCUACUGCCACUUCCCCGACCUGCUGCUCGCACAGGGACGCAGGUCGGCCAUAAAGCGUCUAUACCGUGUGCCGUUCGACUGGCUUGAGGAAUGGAGCAUGGGCUUUGCGCACGCGAUAGCUGUAAACUCCAACUUUACAAAGGGAAUCGUGGCCAAGACGUGGCCGGGCCUGCAGAAACGAGUGCCAACAAAGGUCGUUUACCCGUGCGUCGACACCAAUGUCAAGCACGACAAAAUCGACGGCCAAGAAAAAGUUACAGCGGGCAAGAAGCUCAUCCUGAGCAUCAACCGGUUCGAGAGGAAAAAGGACAUUGGCCUGGCAAUCAAGGCGUUUGCCCAGAUUCCCGCACCGCAACGCCAAAACGUCCGCCUCGUCCUCGCAGGCGGCUACGAUCCCCGCGUCUCCGAAAACGUCCUCUACCACACCCAACUACAAGAACUCGCGACAUCCCUCUCCCUCACACACCACACCAUCACGCCGUCCAAACUCUCCGCCAUCUCCUCCCUCGCCUCCACCCCAGCCGACACACAAGUCCUCUUCCUGCUCAGCGUACCCAACACCCUCAAGGAAGCACUCCUACGAACAUCCCGCCUGCUAGUAUACACCCCCACCAACGAACACUUCGGCAUCGUUCCCCUCGAAGCAAUGCUCGCACACCUCCCUGUUCUUGCUGCAAACACAGGCGGCCCCGUCGAGACCAUUGCCGACGGCAAAACAGGCUGGCUCCGUGACCCCGACGACGUAAGCGCCUGGUCCGACGUCAUGAGUCGCUGUCUGGAAUUGUCAGCAGACCAGGUCCUCGCGAUGGGUGUGGCCGGCGAGCGCCGCGUAAAGGAGUUGUUUGGCCGUGACAAAAUGGCCGAGACGCUAGAUGAGAGUCUGACGUCUAUUAUCGGGGGGUAUAAACGGCCAGAUGUGUAUAAUAGGCUUGUAAACUUUGGUCUUUUCAGCAUGUUUGUGGCAUUUAGUGCUGCUUUGGCUGCCUUGGUUGUUCGCAUGUUUGGGUAG
Molecule: messenger RNA, 1419 nt
Organism: Pochonia chlamydosporia 170
Lineage: Eukaryota; Fungi; Ascomycota; Sordariomycetes; Hypocreales; Clavicipitaceae
Product: mannosyltransferase
Exons: 3
Coding region: 1-1419 (472 amino acids)
Molecular function (GO): GDP-Man:Man(1)GlcNAc(2)-PP-Dol alpha-1,3-mannosyltransferase activity; alpha-1,3-mannosyltransferase activity
Source: RefSeq, a predicted model, not a curated record